AACUUGUAUUGGCUGACUUGUUAAAUUUUUCAUUCAACCAUUUAUAUACACAGUAAUACGAAUCUCCGUACAAUAUAACAUCAUUUUAUGAGUACAAUGAUCACUUAGCUAAAAGACGUGCUACCUGCUGAGUGAAAUUACUAUCAGUGUUCAAAGACAUCUCCAUAUCUCAAUUUGAAGUCUGCUACAGAUCCCUAUAAAGUAGUCUGAAAAUUACCUACGUGACGUAAUUAUCUGAUACGCUAUCAGUACUGACAGUAUAGGCGUUCAGGUUUACUCAUAGUAUCCGUAGUAUGCAUUUCAUCGUGUAACAAUAGUUUUAAUCAGCGGGUAAUGCAAUCUACAAUUAAUUCCAUUACAAUGGGACGUUGGUUAUUCAUUACUCUUCUUCAUUUUUCUAUUUGGUGUGGCUGCCAUUCUACUGUAUGCGAAAUAUGCAUAUGUUCAAAUACAGAUAAUUCACGCACCGUGGACUGUAGAGAAAAACGUUUGGAAACUCAAAAUACGCUUGAAUUUGAUUUAAUGAUGUUCGACGAGGAGAAAAAUUUGAAUAACUUAAUAUUGUCUGAGAAUGGAAUAUUUUCAUUAGCCGUGGAUACUUUUAAGAAUCUAAAAAACCUCAAAUUUUUAGACUUAUCGAGUAACGGCAUAGGCAAUAUACCCAGGGAUUCUUUUGGCGACUUGAUUAAUAUUGAAGAACUUGAUCUUUCGAAUAAUUAUUUGAGCAUACUCGAGGAAUACGAAUUGGAAAAUUUGUCUACUUUGAAAAAGUUAAACCUGAGCAUUAAUCUUUUUGAGGAAUUGCAACAAGGCAUUGGAGAGAUAUUAUUAAAUCUGACGCACCUUGAUAUCUCACAUAAUAAGCUACGGAUACUAACAAAUGGAUCAUUAAAAUUAUUAACUCAUCUCCAAUAUUUGGAUGUAUCACAUAACAAAAUAGCUUCUUUGGGGAUUGAUAAUUUGGUCCAUCUUGAUCAGUUGGAAACGCUACGCAUUAACAACAAUCUUCUCGUGACUUUGUCGCCUGAUGAAUUACCACAAUCCAUCAAAUAUUUGUAUGCUGGAUAUAAUAUGGUUGCGACAAUGCCUUCCAGUUUGUCGCAAUUGGAAAUAUUGAGUGUUGAGCAUAAUCUUAUUUCUGAAAUUGAUACUGAAGCGCAAUUUAGCCAGCUGAAAAAAAUGGAUAUUAGCAAUAACGCUUUUACCGAUUUUCCAAUGGCUAAACUUGAUAAACUUGAAACCUUGGAUAUAUCCAGUAACAAACUUUCUGCAAUACCAUCCUCGUUAACAGUUGACAAUUUUCCUGUACUAAGUACAAUUUUUAUCGGCGAUAAUCCUAUUCGAGAAUUAAAAUUCCCUGGUAACCUCCUAUUACGAAACCUCGUAGUAAAGUCUUUUAAUCUUCUGGAAAAAGUUGAACAAGAUGCUUUUUCGGGAAUAAAGAAUUAUCCCGACGAAUGUCUUCAUUUAACGAUAUCGAGUAACAAGAAACUGCAAUUCAUCCAUGAACAUUCUUUGGAUAAUCUCAAUAUUUGUUCUCUGGACUUGAGUUACAACAAGCUGACGACCAUCCCACGGAAAUUACUUUAUGCAGAGAAAACGUUAAAAAUACAUGGCAAUAUUAAUGUGCAAGGAAAUCCGUUUAAUUGUGAUUGCACAUUGCAAUGGAUGCUGAGCGAUCUGGUUAAAGAAAUUUAUGUGAGGAAUUCAACACUUCUGGAUGAUCUCAGGUGCGCAACGCCUCCAGAAUUAGCCGACAAGCGAAUGGUCCAUUGGUACAACUGGCAAGAACAAGUUCUUUGUGAUAAAUCGCCUAUUUUAUUAUCAAAAAUCAGGGUAGAAACAGCUGGGAUUAUGAGUGUAAACGUAGGUGCGAUUAAAUUAGAAUCUAGUACCGGUAUGCUAGCUGUAGUAGUUGGUGCUGCUGUCGUUCUGUCAGUUCUUGUCAUUAUUGGGAUAGUUUUAGCACAGAAAGUCGUUCGUCAAAGAUCACGACGAAAUCGAAGAUUCUAACUAGUCUCAUAAUAUUAUAUAAAGUUAUAAUUACAUUAAACAUAAUUAUUCCAUUAUAAAAAAUGUUUACCUGUUUUGAAUACGCUUUGCAUUUCAAUGGUCAAAAUUGUAAACGUAAUACAAGAUUUAUUUUUGUAUAAUUUA
This is a messenger RNA of Cephus cinctus (wheat stem sawfly), 2157 nucleotides long. RefSeq names its product leucine-rich repeat-containing G-protein coupled receptor 5-like. The transcript is spliced from 4 exons. Lineage: Eukaryota; Metazoa; Arthropoda; Insecta; Hymenoptera; Cephidae. The record is from RefSeq and is a predicted model, not a curated record. Gene Ontology annotation, molecular function: protein binding. Bases 334 to 2013 code for a protein of 559 amino acids.